AUAGAAUUUGUUCGCAACUCAAGUUGCAAAAUGCGACUGGUGUUGUUGAUCUUUGGCCUUUUGGCCUCAACCCAUGCGGCUUCUUUGGGAGAUUUCGCAGAAGUAGCGCCAGAAAAUAACAACGCGAUUCUCGAUGAAGUUGUAACAAGGUGGCUAAGGGGUGUAAUCGCAGAUUUUGCUGAUCCACAUUUUGUUGAUUUUCGCGACGUUGACGGCUUUGAUUUUGGAAAUUCUCUUGUGACUUUGGAUGGUUAUCUGCGAGGAGUGCAAAUCCGAGGCCUAAAUGAUAUUGUCGUCAAUAGAAUAAGCCUUGAUUGGCAAAAUCUUCGCUUUGAUUUCGACAUUACCGUACCCCAUUUAAGUUUGUCUGGAAAUUGGUACGAUCUUCGUGGACGAUUUGUGGGUAUUCUUCCCAUCUUCGGUCAUGGCCCAUUUACCAUUGAUUUUUGGAACCUCAACGUUAACGGACAUGCUAUCCUUGGUCAGAGACACACCGGAACACUUGAAAUGAGAUCUUUUCGUACUCGCUCACGUUUGCAGAGAUUCCAGACCAACUUCCACAAUCUUCUCUUCGGUGGAGAAUUUGGUGAUCUGUGGAAUCAUAUUUUCAGUGAUAUGCUGCCAGCUAUCAUGGAGAACUUCCAUCCAGAAGUUACCAACGUCGUUGAAAAUACAGUCAUACCUAUUUUUAACGAGAGGCUUAACGAUGUGACACGUGAUGAUUUAUGGGACAUCAUUCACGGAAACAGAAAUGAGGGAAACCAUUUCAUAGAAUCGCUUGUUGGAAAAGUUUUUAAUUUACUAAUAGAAACAGAAACUGAAAAACCAGAACCCUACUUCGCUAGAACUUCUAUGGAACCUUAUGCUGGAUUUAGUGAUCCUGAACCUUCUUUGGAACCUUAUGCUAGAGCUGAGACUGAAAAACCAGAACCCUACUUCGCUAGAACUUCUAUGGAACCUUAUGCUGGAUUUAGUGAUCCUGAACCUUCUUUGGAACCUUAUGCUAGGGCUGAAACAGAAAAACCAGAACCCUACUUCGCUAGAACAUCUAUGGAACCUUAUGCUGGAUUUAGUGAUCCUGAACCUUCUUUGGAACCUUAUGCUAGGGCUGAGACUGAAAAACCAGAACCGUACUUCGCUAGGGCUGAAACUGAAAAACCAGAACCCUACUUCGCUAGAACAUCUAUGGAACCUUAUGCUGGAUUUAGUGACCCUGAACCUUCUUUGGAACCUUAUGCUAGGGCUGAAACUGAAAAACCAGAACCGUACUUCGCUAGAACAUCUAUGGAACCUUAUGCUGGAUUUAGUGAUCCUGAACCUUCUUUGGAACCUUAUGCUAGGGCUGAAACUGAAAAACCAGAACCCUACUUCGCAAGAACAUCUAUGGAACCUUAUGCUGGAUUUAGUGAUCCUGAACCUUCUUUGGAACCUUAUGCUAGGGCUGAAACUGAAAAACCAGAACCCUACUUCGCUAGAACUUCUAUGGAACCUUAUGAAGUAAACAGUGAGAGUCCUGAGCCAUACAAAUUCGCCCCUGAAAUUGAAAAUGUCCCUGUUAUUCGUAUUCCACUUGGCAAUACAGCUUGGAUUACGUCUAUCAACGUGAAAUCCCGCAACUGAAAACGAAAAUUACAAUACACACAGGCUAAUUGAAUAGUGUAAGCAUUGAUUUUAAUUAAAUCCUCUUGUAUUUUAAACAUAAUAAUAAAGAUUAAGAAUUGCACGCCAAA
This is a messenger RNA of Phlebotomus papatasi, 1730 nucleotides long. RefSeq lists its product as uncharacterized. The record is from RefSeq and is a predicted model, not a curated record. Lineage: Eukaryota; Metazoa; Arthropoda; Insecta; Diptera; Psychodidae. The transcript has 4 exons. Bases 31 to 1620 code for a protein of 529 amino acids.